Mustela erminea (ermine) is the source of this 1779-nucleotide messenger RNA. Its product is annotated as serine/arginine repetitive matrix protein 1-like. The record is from RefSeq and is a predicted model, not a curated record. The transcript has 6 exons. The coding region runs from base 1 to 1536 and encodes 511 amino acids. Lineage: Eukaryota; Metazoa; Chordata; Mammalia; Carnivora; Mustelidae.
AUGCAGAUGGCAAGUGGCGAUCGCCUCAGAGUGACUCAAGAGUCAGGUAGCCCCAGGCCUUCCUCCCAGCGCGGCCGGGAGGGCGCCCACUCCCAAGGCUGGAAGGCAAGGCGCCUAGCGCCCGCACACCCCCGGCUGGGAUUGGCCGGCCACGCAGUCAUUCAGCGCCGACACGUCAGGGCAACCGCUCCCUCCCUCCUCCCGCCCCCUUCUCCCCGCGCUUGGCAAGAAAAGCGGGCAACGUGGAGCGGGAACAAAGGACCCCGCGGCCCACGGCGAUCCGGGACGCGGUGCCACCCCACUCCAGGCCCGAGGCACCGAGGCGGCCCGCAGCCGGCUCCCCGCCCACACGCGCCGAGUCCUGGGAGGUCCCAGGGAAGAGAGUCCAGACCUCGCGGCCCGCAGCCGCCUCGGCCGCCAACGCGACCCGGCAACCAUGGCAGCGCCGGGAGCGCGGGGCCCGCGCGGCGCCAGCUCCUCGCCCCCAGAAAGCGGCAGCAGCGGCUUGGAGCGUCCUCCCCCGGGACCAGGACGCUGCUCCGCGCCUCGCACCGUCUCCCCAGCCGCCCGCGCCAUCCCUCUGCUCGGACUCCGGUCGCGCCCUCUUCCUCCUCCACCGUCUGGAACCUGCGCGUAUUACCUGGUUCAUCUCUGAAGAGAUGGAAAAACUCAUGUCUGGAGCUUCGAUGGGGAGCAGGAGGAAGCGGGCGGGAAUCGGCCCAACGGAAAGCGCCUCGAGGCCGCGGAAGGGGGGAGCGGUCGAGCGGGAAGACCAGCGGUCAGCCGCAGAGGCUGCGAGGAGGGGCCGCGCCACCGAGGGUUCGCGGGGACUCGCUCGCUCGCUGGCACUGCCGCGCCGAAACAGCAGGCGGAGAGACUGUGCAGCUCGGCUGUGAGCGACCGACCUCCACGCGCGUCCCGGAGACACUGCCGCCGCCGCCGCCCCGCUCGCGCCGCACCCCCUCGCACGUCACCACGUGCGCCGCCGCCGUCGCCGCCGCCGCCAAUGUCUCCCGGCAGCUUCCGGCCCGAAGCCGUCAGCGAAUCACAAGCGAGCACGAGAAAGCUCCCGCUCGCGGCCCCGCCCACCGCUCGCCCAGCUUCUCCUUCGCCGGCUUGGGUUCCUUCCUGCUCGGCUCAACUAGGUCAAGGCAAGGAAAACAGCUUCUCAGUGAAAAGCCAUUCCUUGGAAAAGAAUCACCUCCAGCAGGAGAUGGCCUGAAUCAAGAUUGUGCUGCCAUUGAAGGGCUGGCUGAUGUCAGAAGCUGCCUUACCGUUCCAGUCAAACUGUACUGCCUCAUGAAGACGGGUCGACGAAGAGACGAACCUAAGGGCUCCGGAGUCAAGAGUUCAGGUAACUAUUUAUUGUUGGCUGUUCUGGGACGGUGGAAGGCCUCUACUCCAUGCAAUCAUUCAGGAAACCAAGCUGACGGAAGCUCUGCAAUCUCGAACCAGUUGUUCUGUUCAUCCUUGACACCUUCAUCCUUUGGGAAGGGGGGAGAGCAUCGAAGGGCUCAGGAGGUUGUGCCAGUCUAGCCCUUUUUAUCAUUUUACCAUUUCCACCCUUUUUCCGUUGGAAAGGAUGUAGUCAUUUAGCCACAUAACUGCGAAUGAAUCUAGGAAUCAUGGAGGAAAGGGUGAAUGGAUUUUAAUGGACAAUUAGCAGUCUCCGACAUGAGAUUUGGGAGAGGCCAACAGUGCUAAAACAAUAAUUUUUAAAACUGUAUUUAGAAGUUGAGAGAAGGUAGAAAUCAGUGUGGAACAAAAUCUUCGGGAAGA